GUGUGACCUAUUGAUCAAUAAAGUGAAUUGAGAAUCUGAGGUCACAGGUUUAUUUUCUAGCACAAACUAAAAAACACUGGUGAUUCUUCCUAUUUGUCCUAGUCUUGAUGGACAGAGUUACCUGAUAUCCCGUAAAUCAGUCGUGGUGAGUAAAAGAUGGUCCGGACGUCAAAGUUAUAAAAAAGUAUGAGAUUUGCGUGUAGGGUAAAUGAGCUGUGUGUGUAAAUAUUUUUUAGAUUGGCGGUGCAUACAAUUUUAACGUAAGUGGUCAACCAUAUUUCAUGCUCAACUGAAAUCCAGCCAUGAAAAAAAAUGUAAAAGACAAUUCUUUCCCUAAGACUUCUCUUGACCACAACAUUCCCAUUCUUUCUUUCUUCUUCUCAUCAUUCUUUCCUUUUUCUAAUAUCAAGUUGAUCCACUUUCUUUCUCCACCUAUUGACCUGCCACCCCACCAUUAUUCUGGUGAGAGGAAGCAGGUUCUUUCUCCAAUCAACCAUGGCUUUGCCAUGGAUUCUUCUCCUCUUGUUUUCAUCGCUUGCCUCCAUUCCAUUCACCCAAUCAGCCCUCAAAUUGGACUACUAUGCCAAGACAUGUCCUAAAUUUGAUCAGAUAGUUUCCGAGAUUGUCCAUCAAAAACAAAAAGACUUCACCGUCACCGCUGCUGCUACCCUACGCGUCUUCUUCCACGACUGUGCUGUGGAUGGUUGUGAUGCCUCCGUCCUCAUCAAGCCAAAUUCCUUCAACAAACCCGAGCUUGAACACGACAUCAACCACUCCCUUGCGGGUGAUGCGUUCGAUCUUGUUUCACGUAUCAAGACCGCCCUCGAGCUCUCCUGCCCUGGUAUUGUAUCUUGUGCAGACAUCCUUGCCUCAGCCACGAGGAAUCUCAUCGUCAUGAUCGGUGGCCCCAACUAUAAAGUCCCUCUAGGUCGAAAGGACGGUCUUGUUUCCCAAGCUACAAGUGUAGAAGGGAAACUAUCACGUGCAAAUGAGACAAUGGAUCAAAUGAUACAAAAGAUGCAAGGUCUAGGCAUCAACGUCCAAGAAAUGGUUGCAUUAGUUGGAGGUGGACAUAGUAUUGGAUUUGGGCAUUGCAAGGAGUUUGCUAAUCGUAUUUUUGGCAAACCCGAUCCAACGAUGAACCCAAAAUUAGCAGAGAGACUCAGAGGAAUGUGCGCGAAUUACACCAGUAACACGGACAUGUCAGCGUUUCUUGAUGUGAUAACCCCUGGCACAUUUGACAACAUGUUGUUCAAGAAUUUGAUGAAGGGUUUAGGAGUUCUUGGUUCUGAUCAAUUGCUCUUGAGUGAUCCAAGAACAAGGCCAUUUGUUGAGAAAUAUGCAAAUGAUAGCGUGGCUUUCUCUGCUGAUUUUGCUCGUGCCAUGGAGAAACUUAACGUUUAUCAGGUUAAAACUGACAAUCAAGGAGAAGUGAGAAGGAGAUGCGAUGCAGUUAACAAUGCUCCGCACAUGAAAAAUUAGAGCCAAGGAGAAAUAAAGUGUUAUGAGUUCUUAAUUGUAACGAUAAUGUGCAUAUGUUUGUGUUUACGAUAUUUUUCUUUAAACAUAAAUGAAUAUGAAAGAUCAUCUUAUUGGUCCUAAUUUGAUAUGGCAUUAUGGAAAUUUUGCAGGAUCAAUGAAUAAGGGGGUCAUAUAUGGUCCGCUGUUUUGUUGAGAUUAUAAACAAAUCAUGACAAUUAACAAAGUAAAUUAAAAAUCAUUUAAGAAAUGCUUUAUUAAAAUUUACCUUUGGAGCCAGUUCGGUGGUGACCGAGUUGAUUAAGGAAUUUUCCAAAUGGGGUCCCUAGGUUUGAUGAUAUCACUUGCAUGUGUUUUUUCGGUCGAUUUCAUCGCACGGAAUUUGUGUGGUGCGAUUUAUUAGUUUAUCGGCUAUUACACUAGAAUGAAGUUUACCCAAAAGCACCCGAAAGGUAGUGGCUGUUCCCUUGUUGCCAAAAAAAAAAAGUUCACUUUUGG
Molecule: messenger RNA, 1977 nt
Organism: Capsicum annuum
Lineage: Eukaryota; Viridiplantae; Streptophyta; Magnoliopsida; Solanales; Solanaceae
Product: peroxidase 41
Exons: 1
Coding region: 496-1482 (328 amino acids)
Biological process (GO): response to oxidative stress; hydrogen peroxide catabolic process
Molecular function (GO): heme binding; peroxidase activity
Source: RefSeq, a predicted model, not a curated record